Megachile rotundata (alfalfa leafcutting bee) is the source of this 1245-nucleotide messenger RNA. It is a transcript of the gene Vha26, whose product is annotated as V-type proton ATPase subunit Vha26. Lineage: Eukaryota; Metazoa; Arthropoda; Insecta; Hymenoptera; Megachilidae. The record is from RefSeq and is a predicted model, not a curated record. Gene Ontology annotation, cellular component: proton-transporting two-sector ATPase complex, catalytic domain. Gene Ontology annotation, biological process: proton transmembrane transport. Gene Ontology annotation, molecular function: proton-transporting ATPase activity, rotational mechanism.
GAGUUAACAUACGCAGGAGCACAAAUUUCUAUUAUAAAGGUAUUCUUUUGAGGAAUGGAUGGUAAAGCUUUAUUUCUUUUAAGAACGCAUUUGUAUAGACAGUAAACCAAAUAAAUCGUUUUUACGAAUACACUAGUCUUGUGUCAUAUGAUCAUCAUUAACUGAAGACACUUUUGUCAGUAGGCGUUGACUCUUUGAAAAAUUCGUUUCCAACUUAGUUUAUUGAAAAAGUAAUAACCAGAUUUUGUAUUAGGAAGAAACGAGUUAAUCUUCAAACUUCAACAUGGCACUAAGUGAUGCAGAUGUACAAAAACAGAUUAAACAUAUGAUGGGUUUCAUUGAGCAAGAAGCCAAUGAAAAAGCAGAAGAAAUUGAUGCUAAAGCAGAGGAAGAAUUUAAUAUUGAAAAAGGUCGAUUAGUUCAGCAACAAAGACUUAAAAUUAUGGAAUACUAUGAGAAGAAAGAGAAACAGGUGGAACUUCAAAAGAAAAUUCAAUCAUCGAAUAUGCUGAAUCAGGCUCGUCUAAAAGUCCUGAAAGUUAGAGAAGAUCAUGUACGUAAUGUACUUGAUGAGGCCAGGAAAAGAUUAAGUGAAAUAUCACAAGAUGUUUCACAGUAUAGAGAAAUUAUGAAAUUAUUGAUUGUUCAAGGCCUAUGUCAGUUGACAGAAAGUCAUGUAACUAUUCGUGUACGUCAAGUUGAUCUCCCUUUAGUUGAAUCUAUUAUUGAGUCGGUUCAAGAUAAUUAUAAACAAAUAACAAGGAAGGAUGUUGCAAUUAAAAUUGAUCAAGAUAAUUUUCUACCUCCUGACAGCUGUGGUGGUGUUGACUUAUUUGCAGCAAAAGGACGUAUAAAAGUCAGCAAUGCUUUGGAAACAAGAUUAGAAUUAAUAGCACAGCAAUUGGUACCAGAGAUACGUUCUGCUCUCUUUGGAUCUAAUCCCAAUCGUAAAUUCAGUGAUUAAGAAAAUUUCUCUACAUUUUCUCUUCUUUUCAUUCUGUUUUCCUUCCUACUAAACAUUCCCUUCUUUAGAAUGCAGAAAUGAAUAACAAUUUGUUGUGUAGAAUAUAGAAUCUGUUGUUGAAAUUGUUGAAAAAAGAGAGAAAGUGAAAUUGUAAAAUAUAUCUAUAUAUCUAUAUAUAUACCUGUAUGUAUAUACAUGCUUACACGUGUGCAUAAGCGUACAUAACACACACAUUCAAUAUACAUAUGUCUAUAAAGUAUUUUAUGUGAAGAAAUUUUUAA